AUGGGUAUCCCGUUCCACUACUUCGAGCAGCAGCAGCAGCUCGAGUGGAGUGUACACAAACUCGACAACCUCGAGUACUAUGAGCUCAACCAGUUCUUCGGCCAACUCGACAUCCUCGCGAGUUUCUUCGACUACCUCGAGCUCGACAACGGCUUCGGCAUCGCCUACCACAGUUAUGGGCGUGACCUUCGGGAUUCAGAACAACACCAUCUACAGUGGCACCAUUUUCAACCUUAUGAGAAAACGAGCCGCAGAUGGUGGUAUCAAUAUCUCAGUCAAUCGGUCCAGCCAGAUGGCAAGGAACGGAACCACUUUGCUCUGGUUGAGAAUCGUCCCGCAAACAUGACCAGCAGUACCUCAUCUGCGCCAUCAUCAACCAUGACAAAGUCUAUGAACAGUACCUCGAGUCACUCGAUGUCCAUGACUGCCAACAGUACUUCGAGUCAUUCUAGUACCUCCAGCCAUUCGUCAACCAAGUCUUCGAACACGACAUCUUCGACUUCAGCUACGCCAACCAACCAUAUCGGAGCACGAACCUGCCAGCAGAUUGCAGCAGCUGGAAGCACCUUUACCGAUUCCAACAAUGUCACGUAUGCUGUCAUCUGCUCCAAGGCCAACAAUACGAUGCUUUUCGAUGAGGCGGCCUUCUCUCGCAGAGCAGCCGGCGAUCUAGCUACUGUCCAAUCAGGAAGCUUCGAAGGCUGUGCUCCUUAUUGCGAUCAAAACUCGCAGUGCGACUCUUACAGCUAUGAUCCUAACAAUGGAACGUGUUACCUGGAGAGCACCAGCAGCGUGGCUCAGCCUGUCGCUGGUAGAGACUAUGCCUACAAGGUCCAGAACACAACAUCUUCAAGCUCAACUUCGACGACUUCGACAACCUCUAGCACUUCCAGCACUUCGAGCUUCGAUAAUCACUGCGUCAGCGACUUCGAGCCCAUCAACCACAUCGUCGUCUUUUUAUCCCUAAGUAGCUCGAGCGCCAGCUCAAGCACCCCGACGUCUAGUACCCCAACAUCGACUUCUUCUUCAGGCACUCCUUCGUCGUCCUCUAGCUCGAGCAAUUCAUCGCCGUCAUCUUCGAGUCCGUCUCCAUCACCGUCGUCCACUCCUAGUUCAUCGUCCUCUCGACCAUCCUCGACGACUUCGAGCUCGUCUUCGACAACUCCUAGCUCAUCGCCAUCUUCGACAUCCUCAAGUACCUCGCCUACAGCUCAAGUGAGGAUUGCAACUCAGGUCCGCGUGGUGGCAGACAAAACCAAAACAGUCAAUAGUGCGGCUCCUGCCAUUCAGACCGUGAUCUCCAUGCAAACCAAGGGUGCCGUCGUCACGUCUUACUCCGUCGUGUCCAGCCAGAGCACCAUCACCGUAGUCGAUACUGCAACGAGCGUGCGAUCUAUCUACACCUCCACCAUUGUAGUGUCAUCUUUGAGACGUUCGACUGUCACCACCGUCCAAAGCGCUCAACCCUCUGUCGUGACCGUUGGCGCCGUAACAGUGACUUCCGAUGUCGUUGUUCCCAGCGGCUAUACCACUGUCACUGCAUCUGGAAGCACCGUCACGCAAAGUAUCGACAGGACUGUUGCUACAGGUGUGGCCACUGUUACAGCUCCGGCAAGUACGGUUACUACAACUGUGGCCACGUACACGGCUAGCGGGUCUUCUACUGUGACUUCGGGGAUCAGCACUGUGACGACGAUGAAUGCUGCUCCCAUGAGUUUCAUGACGGUAUGGGUUAGAGACGAGAGACCUGUUCAGGCUUCUCAAAUUGAGGACAAACAUGAGAAUGAGAAGAAAAGAGAAAGACCUUGGAUUGCCUUUGAUGGUUUGACCGAAAUGUGGAUGUGA
Messenger RNA from Aureobasidium musti, 1845 nucleotides. Lineage: Eukaryota; Fungi; Ascomycota; Dothideomycetes; Dothideales; Saccotheciaceae. The record is from the annotation of a GenBank genome assembly.